ACCAACACUACAAGCCAAACCCAGAGCGAGAGGGGGCUGAACCUCACGCAGAAUCCGAUCUGUCCCGUGCAGAAAAACACUAGAGAGGCGAUCUCCUGCUGGAAGUGCUUAUUAAAAGAUCUGCUCCAUAUCAGCCCCGAAUAAUUCAAAGAUAUCGCCUACAAUGGAAGAUGGCAGGGAAACAGCUGCGAUGAGAGAGCAAAAACGGAAGGAUCGACAAAUAGAUCGGUGGUGUCACACAAAUGAUGAUACUCAAGCCUUGGAGAAUGCAGACAGUGACAUUGGCUUGUGUGGUUGGAUCCUGGUGCUUUUCUCCAUCCUGCUCACAUUGCUGACGCUGCCUCUCUCCAUAUGGAUGUGCAUUAAGAUAGUGAAGGAAUAUGAAAGGGCAAUUAUCUUUCGCCUGGGACGCAUUUUACGAGGAGGAGCCAAAGGACCAGAGAAACAGAAGUGA
Messenger RNA from Sinocyclocheilus grahami, 454 nucleotides. Its product is annotated as erythrocyte band 7 integral membrane protein-like. Gene Ontology annotation, cellular component: plasma membrane. Bases 164 to 454 code for a protein of 96 amino acids. The record is from RefSeq and is a predicted model, not a curated record. The transcript has 5 exons. NCBI's taxonomy places the organism in Eukaryota, Metazoa, Chordata, Actinopteri, Cypriniformes, Cyprinidae.